UUGAGAAAGAAAAAAAGCUCAUACCAACAAGAAGUGACUCUACAAUCUUCCAUCUCCUCAAACUUCCCUAUUCCCAAUCUAUGCUGGUCGAAUUCCCAUGUAGCUUUUGAACAAUUUUCAUACUUUUAAAUUACAAAUUACUAUCUUUUCUAUUUGGAUUUUCACCAUGAAUAAAUCUUCCCCAUUUACCAUUUAAUAAGAAAAACCCUCCAUUAAUAUCAAAAUGCUGCUCUUGUUCUUCAUCUCCUCCUCCUGAUUAAAGCCAGCUUCCUAUUUUCAUUCCCUCUUCAUCUUCUUUCCCUUUUAAUCAUCUCCUUGAAUGUUGGUUUUUAUUUUCUCAAAAACCAUUUCCCAAAUUUCCCAUUUUCCCCCAUCCUCUGCUUCCUUUGUUCUCGCUGUUUAAACCCUCUUAGGUCUUCAAAAUUAAUGGCGAGAAAAAGCUUAUGAUUUUAUGUACUUUUCAGCCACGUUUAUCUUCCUUACAGCUUUUGGGACAAUAUUUUAAACUGGGUUCCUUCUUGUUUCGAUUUUCGUUGUGUUAUAUCCAAUCGAUACUAACUGUUUGUUUCUUAACGUACGGUUCGUUUGUAAGCUUUUUUCUUUGCAGCAAAAUGAAAAUGCAUUGUGAUGAUGAUGAUGAUUAUGUCAAUGGUGAAACUAAACCAGGUUCCAGACCCUUCUCCCUAAGACAGUUUGUUGUUGAUGCUAGGAGGAAAGAUAUUUUUCAGUGUUGGCCAUUUCCAAAGAAAUACUUGCAAGUUUGUAUGAAAUAUGGUAUCACUAAUGUGUUACCACCCUUUGAACUGUGUAUUAAUCCGUCUACUCGAGCAAUGAACAAGAACAUCGGCCAGACAUGUUCUGAUCAACAAUGUAAAGAUCAUGUUUCCUUUGAAAAUAAGGCGGUUUUGCAGGAGAAAUUGAUCAAAGAUGAGUGUAAUUGUUACUAUGAUCAGAUGCUGCUAUCAAACACCCCCUGCAACGAAAGCAACUUAAAUUUUGAUCACACUUCUGUUGUCACAGUUCCAGUAACUCGAGAAUCGAGUUCCGUACAAGGUUCUAACCCCCAUGUUCAUUGGAGAAUCGAUACGGUUUCCCCCAAGAAGACGAGACACAAGCAAAAAAAACGUAAAGGGAGACAGAAGAAACGAUUGAUGUCAGAUAUUUUAGCAAGAGCAAAGCCAUGUACUUUGGAGGAUUAUAGUAUUAGAUGUAACUCAAUAACCCUCUCUAAUGAUGAUGAAGAAGCCAUUGAUGACAAAUUGUCAAGCAAAGAUGUUAGGGUUCUAACCAUAAAGUUUGGUGGAUGCAUAUCCAAGACAUGGAACAUCAAUUAAGGUACAUUUCCUGCUAUAAUUUUUGCAUCAAAUGUUAGUGUUCUAAUUGUAUUCUUAAAGCUUUCCAAAGUAACCAAUAUACAUACAUGUAUUAUAGGUUAUAAGAAAGUACUGCUAGUAUUUUCAUUGAUUAUCCACGUUACUCGGAUUCGGGUGUAAUGUAUGUGUGCGGUUCGGCAUUGAUACGUUUGAUUUUCUCUAAGUUUUUCCA
Molecule: messenger RNA, 1545 nt
Organism: Gossypium raimondii (Peruvian cotton)
Lineage: Eukaryota; Viridiplantae; Streptophyta; Magnoliopsida; Malvales; Malvaceae
Exons: 2
Coding region: 444-1334 (296 amino acids)
Source: RefSeq, a predicted model, not a curated record